Messenger RNA from Meloidogyne enterolobii, 351 nucleotides. NCBI's taxonomy places the organism in Eukaryota, Metazoa, Nematoda, Chromadorea, Rhabditida, Meloidogynidae. The record is from the annotation of a GenBank genome assembly.
AUGAAAUCUUUUUUUUUUCAGUCAAUAAAAAGAGAAUCUAUUAAUACUAAACAAUCUUCUCAAUUGUUAGAAAGUGAACAAAAACUUCGUGAAGAAAUUACUCAAUUAAGAAGUCAAUUACAGGAACAAAAAUCUACCUUUUGCGGGCAUGAAAAACAAAUGUCUCAAUUACAAGCAAAAUUAGCAGAAUUACAUGAAUUACUUAAUAGAUAUAAAGAAAUUGAAGAACCUCCAUAUUUACCUCCAGUAAAUAUACCUCCACCUGAAUAUCCUGACAAAAAAUCAAAAUCUUCACCACUAAGAGAUACUUUUGUUAACAAAAAUGUUACUAAGGCUUGUAAUAUUAUAUGA